AUGACGGUGCGGGUGGAACCCCAAUCCAACUCGAAGAAGUCAGAAAACCUGCAAAACUGUCAGUUUUUGACUCCUGAACUGGACGAAAUCGAAAAGUUGAAAGUCGAAAGUCAUUCGGUGAGUACUCUGCUAAAUAAUAUCUAAUUUUCUAGAAGUAAACUCACCUGCAGAUAAGUUUCACUCCGGAGUAUGUGUACCGGAACAUCGUCCUUUUCUCAGCCCUCCAUUUUGGAGCUCUGAUUGGUGCUUACCAACUAUUGCUCUCUGCUAAAUGGACCACCGUUUUCUGGGGUAAACAUUGAGAAAAAUAAUUCACAAGUUUUUAUGCAGUUUUGUACCUUCACGUCGUUGGCAGCGUAGGAGUCACUGCUGGAGCUCACCGACUUUGGUCCCACAGGUUCUUUUUUUUUGACUCAAGGACGAUGAACUUUUUGCAUUUUCUUUUAUUUCAAACUUUUUUUUGGACUCUAUUCGACUUUCCAGCGUUAUUGUUAAGCUGUUGCUUAAUACAAAAACCGUUUUUACGUUCGAAGUCGUUUUUUUAUCAGAUUGAACUAUUUAAAAAGCGCGCUGAAGUUUUUAAAAAAAUUGUCGUGUUAUUAUUUCUUCUACAUUUUUCUAUAUUUCUUUUUUGUUCGUUACCCACUCACCCAAUUUUUUUAUUUUGAUAUUCGUACAACGCUUUUUUUUUUACUUCUUCUCUGUUUUUUAGGUCUUACAAAGCCCGCUGGCCAAUGAGAUUAUUGCUGAUGUUGAUGAAUAAUGUUGCGCUUCAGGUUUCUUUUCUACACAUUUCGGUCGGAAAGAUUUGCUCACAGAAUGACAUAAUCGAAUGGGCGCGAGACCACAGAUGUCAUCAUAAAUGGACAGACACCGACGCUGACCCGCAUUCCACCAGCCGCGGCUAUUUUUUUGCGCACAUCGGCUGGUUAUUGCUCAAAAAACAUCCGCAGGUGGUGGAAAGAAAACAUAAAACUCGGUUUGAAUCAUCUCAUCAAAGGUUUUUCAGGUAAAAGAAAAAGGAGCAAAGUUAGAUCUUUCCGACUUGUACAGUGAUCCGAUCUUGAUUUUCCAGAGAAAGUUGGCACCAAAGCGAUAUUUUAUUAUAUCAAGAGAAUAAUUCAGAAACUACAUCCCUCUGGUUCUGUUGUUCUGCUUCAUACUACCAACAGUAGUUCCAGUUUAUCUUUGGGGCGAAAAUGCACUUAUUGCGUUUUAUACGGCAGCCAUUUUCCGCUACUGUUUCACUUUGAAUGUCACUUGGUGUGUGAAUAGCGUUUCUCAUUGGUAACUUCAUAAAGAACAUUGAUGUAAAAACUAAUGAGCUGCAGGGUCGGUUGGAAGCCAUAUGAUCAGAAGAUUUCUGCUGUUGAGAAUAUUUGGACAACAGUUACUGCUGUCGGGGAAGGAGGUCACAACUAUCAUCAUGCUUUUCCACAGGUCUUUUUUUCUCAAUAAGCUUCGAGAAGUCCAUUGUCAUUGCUUUCAACUUUUUUUUGUGUUCAGGACUAUCGUACAUCGGAAUAUACGUGGACUUUCAAUUGGACCAAAUUGUUCAUAGACAGCGGAGCCGUUUUCGGCUUGGUUUAUAACAGAAAAGUGGCAUCAGAAGACGCAAUCCAACGUCAGUGCAUUGGAAACGGUUGCGAAGCCAGUCGCAAUGAAGUCCGCUCAAAAUUCGCUCGAAAAAGUUAUUUUGAAUAAAAAAAUCUCAGAGAAUAAAUAGUUGCUUGAAUUUUUUCGAAUAAAUGUUCAUCAACAAAAUCGUUUAAGUUGUCAGUAAAAGGUUCAAAAUCAAAAUUUUCGACUCUUUUUAGAAGCUGUGUAGGCUUUCAUGAAAGUCCAAAAAAUAUGUUUAACUUUCAAUUAAAAUUCGAUGUUUUGGCGGUAGAUGGAGUUUUGAAUCCAGAUAUUAUCGAAAUGACAAGAGAAUUGAAUGAAGAUAGUAAAUUUUUUUUUGGAGCAUCUCGGACAAAGAAAUUUCAAAACUGAAAAUUUUUUGUAGAUGUGAAACAUAACAUGGACACUUACAAAGUAAUGUUUGUCAAUAAUAUCACUCUAUCUGAUGAAAUAGAAACAUAUGGGACUUAUCGACCAAGAAUCGUUGUAGAAGCUGACGCAUCGCUGAUCAACGGGCUUGCCUGUAUGUGGAAAUCCAUGUUUUUUUCAAGCCCAUUUGGUUUCCCAGUCUUCGAUAUUGAACACUUGUUUUCUUAGAAAACAGAAAUCUUUGUAAAUCAUAACAACGAGGUAUCGAUUCAUAUAAAGUUAGAAACAAAAAAAAAAUUGAUUAUUCGCAUUGUGAUCUUGUUAUUUCUGUUAAAAAAAGCUUUUUGAUUCAUAAUUGUUCAGUUUCUCUUCUUUUCAUUAAACCUCUUUUUCUAUAUAAGAUGAGAAAAUAUGGAGCCGCAAUAUUUAUACUCAAACCUCCUUUCUCAAAAAAAAAGAAGAUUUAUCCAUUAUAUUACACAUCCAUUCAAAGAAUUGAACUAAUAAGUCUUGUCAAAAUUCAAAAAUGAGAAAAAAAGUUAUCUUUUUGUUUCGUGACAAUCUCAGGACUCAUCUCACGUGGUUUUAUGAUUCAGCACAUUAUUCCGCUUUUCUGCGCCCUCUGUUGGCGUCUCAUUUUUGUGAACGGUCCAUUCUUUUUUCUCACGGCUCGCUGUUUCGCGUCUUCUUUUUUUUAUUUCUAUUCAUCUUGUCUAAAUUUAAAAAAAUUUCCAUAUUUAAAAAAAUUCCUAAUAACAAAUAUUUCUGAAUACUUAUAAAUCUGAACGAAUCAUUUGAUUUGGACAGAAAAGCGUUACCAGCCAACUUUCUCAGAGAUAUUGAUUGCACAAAAUCGAAUUCGCCUCUCUCCGUUGCGCGCCUUAAUAGUUACGCUGAAUACGGCUGAACUGUAUUUUUGAGGCUUUGAAAUGGGCGACGCGGCUACGAACUCGGACUCGAAUGAGGCUAAUAAACAGGAACGUCUCAGCCUGAGAAGCGCUGAACUCGACUUCCCGAACGUUUCGAGCGGCUGGACGUCGACGAGCUCCAUAAUCACGAUCACCCAGCGGUACUUCUUGGGCUCAAACGCACGGGUUCCUCAUAACAGCAACAGGAGCACUCCUGUUGAAAUGUGAGUCUUGUUUCCACUUUAAUAAUAUUUUUUCUUUUGAACUUCGAGGAGUUCAUUACGAUUUUCGUAGCUUCCACUGCCUCAAAUUCGAAUUUAAAUUGAUUUUUCCAGGCGCCCGGUCUAUCAAGAGGUCGCCGUCACACCGGUUCCAGAAGUGAAGGAAGAGAAAAAGUCUUGCUGUUGCAUUGUUAUGUGA
This is a messenger RNA of Caenorhabditis auriculariae, 3317 nucleotides long. Lineage: Eukaryota; Metazoa; Nematoda; Chromadorea; Rhabditida; Rhabditidae. The record is from the annotation of a GenBank genome assembly.